AUGAAGAGCACGCCGCUUAUCAUCAAUUGGCACGACCAGAAUGCCCCCGUCUACUCGGCCCAUUUCGAGCCCCACGGCAAAGGCCGUCUGGCCACCGCUGGAGGAGACAACAACGUGAGACUCUGGAAGGUCGACAGCGACGGCGAAGAUCGAAAGGUUGAGUACCUGUCCACCCUGACCAAACACUCGCAAGCAGUCAACGUCGUCCGCUGGGCCCCCAAAGGCGAGAUCCUUGCUUCCGCAGGCGACGAUGGUAAUGUCAUCAUCUGGGUCAUGUCCGAGCACACCGGCCCCGCCUUCGGCAACGAAGGUCUUGAGGAUAAGGAGACCUGGCGCACCAAGCACAUGUGUCGGUCUAGCGGGUCCGAGAUAUACGACCUGGCCUGGUCUCCCGAUAGCUCCUACUUCAUCAUCGGGAGCAUGGACAACAUUGCUCGAAUCUACAGUGCCAGCUCCGGUACGUCUCCUAGGCGAACCCGCCCUUGCCGCCUUCAUCCGCUGACCUAUCCAGGUACUCUGGUACGCCAGAUCGCUGAGCAUAGCCACUACGUCCAGGGAGUCGCGUGGGAUCCUCUGAACGAGUACAUCGCUACCCAGUCGUCCGACCGAUCCGUGCACAUAUACUCUCUCAAGACCAAGGAUGGCCAGAACACCCUCAGCGGCAACCACGAUGACAAGCCCUCCAAGAUCGCGAGCCACAGCAAGAGUGACCUGCCACCCCGCCGCAUAUCCUCGAACAGCCCUGCGCCUCCAGACUUCAACAUGCGGGCCCACCUCACCCUGGAACAGGCCAUAGGGUCCCCCGUGCCGUCCGCCCCCGGCACCCCGACUUUGGUUGCGCUGCCGAUGAACCCGCCGAGCGUCAUCAGCCAUAGUAGGCGGUCCUCGUUCUCGUCACGACGCUCGCCAUCCCCCGCACCAUCGAUGCCUCUGCCGGCCGUCAUGCCGAUGGAGCCUUCGCCGAAGCCUCACCCAUCGGGCGGUCUCGGCAUGAAAAACUCGACCCUGUACGCAAACGAGACGCUGUCUUCCUUCUUUCGGCGUCUCACUUUCACGCCCGAUGGCAGUCUUCUUCUCACCCCGGCCGGCCAGUACCAAACCCAGCACAACUCGGAGGGCAGCGCGAAGCCAACCUUUGAGGUGACGAAUACUGUCUACAUCUACACGAGAGGCGGCAUUAACAAGGCGCCCAUUGCGCACCUGCCCGGCCACAAGAAGCCAUCCGUCGUCGUGAAAUGCUCGCCCAUUUUCUACACCUUGCGGACGUCGCCCCCCGUGACCAAACACAUCACCAUCGACACAUCUUCUUCCGAGGACCCUAUACCCGCCCUGCCGGAUCCUGUCUCGAAGCCGACGGGAAACAUAUCGGUCAUGGACCCGCCUCCUCCGCCUACUUCAGUCCCCGAGUCGAGCCCUGUCCCGAACAAGGCCGAGCCGAGCGUCGCUACUCCUGGCCCAAAGGCGGCCUUCGCCUUGCCGUACAGAAUGAUAUAUGCAGUCGCGACCCAAGACUCCGUCCUUCUCUACGAUUCUCAGCAGCAAACGCCCAUUUGUAUCGUCAGCAACCUCCACUGUGCCACAUUCACGGACCUGGCCUGGUCGAGCGACGGACUGACGCUCCUGGUCUCGUCCUCGGACGGUUUCUGCUCAACCCUGUCUUUCGCGCCUGGCGAGCUGGGCCAGGUCUAUCAAGGAGACUUGCCCACCACCAAGAGCCCGGCCGUGCCCAGCAGCGCAGCAGCACCGACGUCGUCAUCGAACCAGAACACCCCGAUUCCCACCCCGAGUGCGGUGUUCGCUCCUCCGUCCCCGUUCCACAAUGGCGGGACGCAUCAUCACCGCAAUUCGAUGAGCUCUUUUACCGCCCCGUCGCCGCCGCCUGCCGGCUUCGUCAGCCAGCGGCCCCAGUCGCCGGCGCGAUCAAACUCGACCUCGUCCGUGGCGACACAGUCAUCGAACGUGGUCACCAACCCCCCCCUGAUUGUCGGUAGCGUGCCCGGCAUCGCGGUCGCCAACUCUACCAAGGUCACGGGGGUUCCCAUCACCACGCCGCCCGAGACGCCGCGCACCAACGCCGCGGCCACCACAGCAAGCGGCUCGACGAGCGGUACGGCCAGCGGCACAGCAGCCAGCGGGAUCAAGCGCGAUGCCAGCGAAGGGGAGAAGGAGGAGGGCAGCGAGCCCAAGAAGAGACGGAUCGCACCAACGCUGGUGGAACCGAAGCCGUAG
Colletotrichum navitas is the source of this 2229-nucleotide messenger RNA. RefSeq names its product WD domain-containing protein. NCBI's taxonomy places the organism in Eukaryota, Fungi, Ascomycota, Sordariomycetes, Glomerellales, Glomerellaceae. Gene Ontology annotation, cellular component: nucleus; CAF-1 complex. Bases 1 to 2229 code for a protein of 742 amino acids. Gene Ontology annotation, molecular function: protein binding. The transcript is spliced from 4 exons. Gene Ontology annotation, biological process: DNA replication-dependent chromatin assembly; nucleosome assembly. The record is from RefSeq and is a predicted model, not a curated record.